CUACUAUUCUACUGACAAUUCAUUAAAAUACUCAGUUCCUUCUCUUUUUCAUAUAUUAUGAAACAUAGCAACUGCUCGAUUUUUCAAUAAUUACUUUGAUUAUUAUUAAUCCUCUUUCUUCCACUUACUCAAUAGUAAUUUAUAACCGAUAUGUCAUUAUGUCAUUAUUGCGUAACGUAUCCUUACUUACUUACUUAGGCCUGUUACUCCUAAUGGAGCAUAGGCCGCCGAUCAGCAUUCUACAACACACUCUGUCCUGGGUAUUCUUUUCUAGUUCCAUCCAAUUCUUGUUCAUUUGUCUCAUGUCUAUCUCCAUUUCCCGGUGUAAUGUGUUCUUUGAUCUUCCUCUUUUCCUUUGGCCUUGACGAUUCCAUGUGAGGGCUUGUCUUGUGAUGCAGUUGCGUGCUUUCCUCAAUGUGUGUCCUAUCCACUUCCAGCGCUUCUUCCUGAUUUCUUCCUCCUCUGGAAUCUGGUUUGUUCUUUCCCAUAGUAGAUUGUUGUUGACAGUGUCUGGUCAACGGGUCCGAAGUAUCUUACGUGAACGACUGUUAAUAAACACUUGUGACUUCUGGAUGAUGACUUUUGUAGUUCUCCAAGUUUCUGCCCCAUACAGUAGAAAUGUCUUGACAUUUGUAUUGAAAAUUCUGACCUUGGUGUUGUUUGACAGUCAACUAUUUUGAUUUCUAUAUGUUCUUCAGUUGUAAAUAUGCUGCUCUUGUUUUACUGAUCCGCGCCUUCACAUCUGUAUCAGAUCCACCUUGUUCAUCAAUGAUGCUGCCUAUAUAUGUAAAUGUUUUUACAUUUUCCAAAUCUUCUCCGUCAAUUGUGACUGGAUUGGUGCGUGCUGUGUUGUAUCGGAGAAUCUUGCUUUUCCCUUUGUGUGAUAAUUUAGACCUACUUCUGUUGAGGCUGCUGCUACACUGGUCGUUUUCUCUUGCAUUUGUUGUUGUGAUUGCGAUAAGAGGGCCAGAUCGUCUGCGAAGUCCGCCUGGAGUCCCUCCGGGGGCUACUGCCGGUCCUAAGCCUGGAUAAAGGAGGAGGGUUGGGCAUGGGGUUAGCGACCCCAUCCCGUAGGAAACUAACUCGCUAAAAAAACGCGUAACGUAUCCAGUCGAUGAGUACUAUUUUAUUAUUGUAUAUAUAUAUAGAUGUAGAAUCAUAAUAACUAAUAAUGAUCAUUGAUAAAUUUAACCUAGAAAAUAUCUGGUACCUUAAUCACCUUAAAAUCUGUUGCCAUCAUCAACACUAUCAACCUUUUCUUGUAAUUAAACGACAGUUAUUAUUAUUUCAUCAAUAAUUCAUUCAUUAAUUUCACUACUUUAAAUCGACUAUCAUUUCAGAAGGGAUUUUUUUCUAAAUGUGGAUAUUAUAGUGGAUAUUAAUAGUUGAAAUCAUGAGCCAGUUAAGGAAUGGAGAAGAUUUAUUAGUUCAGGUGGAUAAUUUUGAUAAAGUUUGUACUACUGAUGAUAUCGUUUAGAAGAAUGAUGAAAACUUCACAACCAAACCAUCCAAAUCAGAGAAAAAAACUCUAUCAAAAUCAAUUAAAGAGUCCUAAAAUAGAACAAAAUAUCUAUCCAAUACUUCCAGGUAUUCCAUGAUGAUCUAACUUCAAUUAACUCAUGAUCUCAAUUACCGUUUGUUUAGAUUAUAGCAACUCAUGUGCAAUUGAGUUUGUUCUCAUUUAACUCAAGACCUUUUGUUAACUUAUUUAGAGGACAAAGUCAUUCGUACUAUAACAACUUAUUGUGCCUUUAUUAUUGUUGUGCUUGUAUGAAAUAUGUAUGCUUGAACAUUGUUUACCGCCUACGCAUAUGUUCAUUGUGCUAGCUUUAUUAUUAACGGCUUAAUCGAUUCGAUGAUCCAUUCAUUUCCCUAUAUAUAUACAUGUGCAUUUACACUCUACACCCUCUGCACCCUCGGUUCGCUGACUCAUUCAUUUGCCUCUCUGCUGUGAUCUGAGUUAUCUGCUAAUAAAACUGUAGUCGCUGUUUCUCUUUACCUUCUGAUUUCAAACACCGUUGAGGAUUAUAUGAUAACGUUUACGAGGGUAAUUGGUCAACGAUGCACAGUCACUACAAGAUUAUAUCAAAAUAUAUACGCAUCAUUUGAUGAAUUCAGUAUCAAUGGUAUGGAUAAUCAAAAGAAUUUUAUUAAAAAUCAAUCAUCUUCAUAUAAAACUUCUAGUAAAUUAUGUGGUUGUUUCACAAGAAGAUAAUAAAGUGAGAUAUUUAUUUGGAAGAAAGCAUUUAUUAUAACAAAUGAACAUACUACUUACUUGCUUACUUACUUACCUACCUACCUACUUACUUACUUACUUACUUACUUACUUACUUACUUACUUACCUGCUUACCUACCUACCUACCUACUUACCUAUCUAGCUACCUAGUUACCUACCUACUUACUUAUCUGCUUACCUACCUACUUACCUACUAACUUACCUACUUACCUACCUCCUACUUGUUUACUUGCUUACUUACUUACUUACUUAUGCCUGUUACUCCCAAUGGAGCAUAGGCCACCGGCCAACAUUUUCCAACUCGGUAAAAAAAGCGUAAACUAGAAAAAGUAAUUCAAAUGCACAUAUAAAAUCUAUAUAUUGAUUGUUGAAUUACUGGAAUUGGGAUUUCUUUUCUUCAGUUGAACAUGUAAUGCAUAUACAUAAUUAACGAUUACUGUUAUUAUUAUUAUUAUUAUUAUUAUUGUCAUUGAGGUUAAUCAAUUGAAUAAUUCAUUGUUAUUUGAUUAAUUUAAUAGUUGAAUUCAUGAGUCCAUUGAAGCUGGACCACCAUGGAAAACCUCAAAGUACUGGACGGCCGUUUCGUUCUAGUAUGAGACUCUUCAGCAGUGCACAUUCACAAUCCUGGGUUCGAAUCUCGUGAGGCGGUAUCGUGAGUGAGCACUGAUGAAGAGUCCCAUAGUAGAACGAAACGGCUAUCCAGUACUUUGAGGUUUUCCAUGAUUGUCUAGCUUCAAUGGAAUCACGAAUUCAACUAUUAUCUUACUAUAAUAUCCAGAAAAAUCCAUUUUUGAUUUGAUUACUUGGUUGAGAAAUGACUGUGAUCAUUUUUAAUGAUGUUUAAAAAAUAAUUAAGAUAUUUUGGAAAGUUUAAGUAAUAAGAUAGUAAAUAAUAGAGAAAAUCUGUAGAUUAACUAUAUAUAUCUUCAUUAGCAUUGUGUUACUAAAGGUGAAUAAUUAACUUACUAGGCUUCAGUGUAGAUGCUAUUGAGCUGACUUCAAACAAUCAACAAUUUGAGAUUUCAAAAAGAGAGCAAGAACGAAGAUUGGUACAGUUUGUUUAUGUAUUUUUGGUAAACGAGAUCCACGAAGUUGUAGAUUAUUGUAAGUGGAAUCAUCGAUCAUAAUCUUCUUCAGGAGAUCCCUGAAUAUUUUUGUGAUUCUUUUUUCAGUUGAAUCAGUUAAGUGAUUGUUAAUUUUAUCAAACUUGAAUUUCAUGUGGUCACAUAAAAUGGACUUCAUCUUAGAGACAUAAUCUAUUUUGUUCAUUAGAACAAUAGUUGAACCUUUAUCUGACCAUAAUAUCAUUAUAUUAUCAUUUCGCUUAAUAUUCCGUAAUGCUGUUAGGUGGUCUUUGGAUAAAAGUUUAGACUGUUGUAUGGGUGAAACGAGAUAUUGGUUUGUGAUAUCAACUAAUUUAGACUUAAACCAGCCUCUCUUCUCUUCACUAACUUCAAUUUGAGUUUCCGUGUCGAUUUUGUCGGAAUGUAUUUUAGGGAUAUGGAAUUUAAAUCCAAGCGGU
Messenger RNA from Schistosoma haematobium, 3759 nucleotides. RefSeq lists its product as uncharacterized. The coding region runs from base 688 to 1032 and encodes 114 amino acids. The transcript is spliced from 2 exons. Lineage: Eukaryota; Metazoa; Platyhelminthes; Trematoda; Strigeidida; Schistosomatidae. The record is from RefSeq and is a predicted model, not a curated record.